Messenger RNA from Theobroma cacao (cacao), 1281 nucleotides. RefSeq names its product ascorbate peroxidase 6 (gene APX6). NCBI's taxonomy places the organism in Eukaryota, Viridiplantae, Streptophyta, Magnoliopsida, Malvales, Malvaceae. Gene Ontology annotation, biological process: response to reactive oxygen species; cellular response to oxidative stress; hydrogen peroxide catabolic process. The record is from RefSeq and is a predicted model, not a curated record. Gene Ontology annotation, molecular function: heme binding; peroxidase activity.
UCGGCAGUGAGGACUGUCUGAACCGCUCAUUUGCAGCCGUCCGUAGAGGAUGAUGAGUUCAUCAGCAACCUCGAGUUCCUCUCCCUUCUCUUCCACCUCUACUUUCUCUUCAUCUAAAUUCAAAUUCAAAUUUCCCUCCCUUUCCCAACGGUCCUCUCUCCUAACGGUCGAAUCUCGCGCCAAGCCAUCCACGGCUUGUUCUUCCACCAUCCGCGACGCCUCAGGACAAAUUCGCCAUUGCAGCUUGAGUCGGAGGAGAGGGCUGGCCUUUACAGCAACGCUGCCGUUUCUUUUCCCUCUGCAUGAAUUUGUGGGUAAUGGUGGCGCUAAGGCAAUUGAGUCAGGUCAGAGAGAGUAUCUGCGUAUAAAGGAAGAGAUAAGCAAAGUUGUAACCAAGGGGAAGGCUGCCGGUGUUCUUCGCUUAGUAUUUCAUGACGCUGGAACCUUUGAAAUGGCUGAAAAUUCAGGUGGUAUGAAUGGUUCUAUAGUUUAUGAACUUGAAAGACCUGAAAACGCUGGCCUCAAAAAGUCUCUGAAGGUUCUGGAGAAAGCAAAGAAAGAAGUGGAUGCAAUACAACCAGUAUCAUGGGCAGACAUGAUUGCUGUGGGUGGAGCUGAAGCAGUUUCUGUUUGUGGAGGUCCGAAAAUCCCUGUUGCAUUAGGCAGACUAGAUUCUGCGGAGCCAGAUCCUGAAGGGAAGCUUCCCCAAGAAUCUCUGGAUGCUUCUGGCUUAAAGCAGUCAUUUCAACGAAAGGGCUUCUCAACACAAGAACUAGUUGCUCUAUCUGGGGCUCACACUCUCGGGAGUAAAGGUUUUGGAAGUCCAGUUGCUUUUGAUAACUCAUACUUCAAAAUUCUUAUGGAGAAACCAUGGAAGUCUUCAGCUGGUAUGUCAAGCAUGAUCGGGCUUCCUUCAGAUCAUGCCAUUGUAGAGGAUGAUGAAUGCUUAAGGUGGAUCACAAAAUACUCAGACAAUCAGAAUAUAUUCUUCGAAGAUUUUAAGAAUGCUUAUAUCAAACUUGUGAAUUCUGGUGCAAGGUGGAAAAGCAUGUGAUGACUUUGAAAGAGUGACAUUGUGUUCAUUUCUUAUCUUCUUGAUGAAUUAGGAUACAGUGGUGUUCACAGAAUAUAAUUAUACGAAAAGACAUGCCUUUAUGUUGGUAGAUAAAUAUCAGAAGGAUUGUCAUUCUUUCAGGUUUUGAGAGCAGUUAGAGAGGCCUGAAAGUGGAGCCACAGAAUGUUUCAAUUCAGGAAAUAAAGCUUAACAUUUCAUUCGUAGCA